Messenger RNA from Bufo gargarizans (Asiatic toad), 2463 nucleotides. RefSeq names its product cytochrome P450 2A10-like. Gene Ontology annotation, biological process: xenobiotic metabolic process. Gene Ontology annotation, molecular function: iron ion binding; heme binding; oxidoreductase activity, acting on paired donors, with incorporation or reduction of molecular oxygen, reduced flavin or flavoprotein as one donor, and incorporation of one atom of oxygen. The record is from RefSeq and is a predicted model, not a curated record. Gene Ontology annotation, cellular component: cytoplasm; intracellular membrane-bounded organelle. NCBI's taxonomy places the organism in Eukaryota, Metazoa, Chordata, Amphibia, Anura, Bufonidae.
UAGAGCAGGGACAGAGCAAAAGAAGGAUAAUAGCAAGCCGUGUAACAGCUCGUCAUACCCCUGCAAUUGCUACAUCAUGCUGCUGUGUUACAAAACAAUACUGACUUCAAAGAAACUAACUGACACAGCUGAGAUUUUUAGCUGUUUUAUUAAUCAAUAGAUUUAUAAGACAUAAAAAAAAGUUAUGUUUUAUCUGAGUAAUUAAUAAGCACAUGGAAUAGAAAGCAUCUUUGGUCUCACUGACUAUUUGUAAAUAAUGAAAAUAAGAUAUGCCUUAACAUGUGCUUAGGGUCAAAAAUGGUUGGAAUUUUAUAAUUCAGGUCUAAUCUCACUUUUUACUCUGAAACAUAGACCACUGUGAAAAGUGGUGAGGAUCUUGAAAUGUUGCAAAAAUUUCACAGUUUCAAUGGAAAUGUUGCCAUGACAUGGGACUUUUUUACGCCACAAAACUGACAUAUCGGAUUUCAUAAAUGACCAUGUCCAUUAUGCUUACUUUUCCUCUGCAAAGUCCUACACUACAUGCAUGCACAGAUUAAUGAUAAUUUUCCUAAUCUUUGUUCCUAAAGUGCAAUGAUGAGUCAUACUCCUGCCGCUUGGUUCACAAUCAGUGUUAUUGGUUCCUACACGAAAGAACUGAGUUCACCCUCAGAGUGGCAAACAUCUAGGUGGCCUGGUAUGACCUGGUUGUGUAAAAUACAACCCUCUUUUGAAAUCAUAUGUGUAUAAAUAGUCCUGAUUUACCUAGUGCUACAUUUAAUUCAGAAUUCUUACUAAAAUGGAGCUUAUUGGAGCAACUGCUUUGUUACUGCUAGCAUGCGGAGUAGUCAUCCUUCUAAGCAUAACACAAGCCAGAAAAGGGAAGAGCAAAGGCAGAUUGCCACCAGGGCCAACACCCUUGCCUAUCCUGGGAAACCUUCUUCAACUCAAUGGAAAAGAAGUGUUUAAGUCACUCAAAAAGCUGAGUGAAAAGUAUGGACCGGUAUACACUAUCCACAUGGGCAUGGAUCCUGCUGUGGUAUUGUGCAGCUGUGAUGCAGUGAAGGAGGCGCUCAUUGACAAUGCCGAGGACUUUGGUGCCAGAGGGCAUAUGCCACUUCUCGACGUAAUAACCUCUGGAGGCCAUGGGGUAGUGGGCAGUAAUGGUGAGCGCUGGAAACAGCUACGCCGCUUCUCUCUGAUGACAUUGAGAAACUUUGGGAUGGGUAAAAGAAGCAUUGAACAGAGAAUUCAAGAAGAGGCCCAGUUCCUUACGGAAGAAUUCAGAAAGAGCAAUGGCCAGCCAUUGAAUCCAACGCUCUAUUUUUCCAAAGCUGUUUCAAAUGUCAUUUGUUCAGUGGUAUUUGGAAAUCGAUUUGAGUAUGAGGACAAAGAGUUUCUGAAACUUCUGGGCUUUCUGGAUGAAGCCUUUAAAUUAUUUAGCUCUGUAUGGGGACAGAUAUACAAUGUCUAUCCUAAACUUAUGAGUAAAAUGCCAGGGCCUCAUCAGAAAAUGUUCAAUUUUAUUGAUGGUGUUCGUGAAUUUGUUAAAAAACAUGUGAAAGCGCACAAGGAGAUUCUGGACCCCAGUGAUCCUCGGGAUUUCAUUGACUGCUUUCUCAUUAAGAUGGAACAGGAAAAAUACAUACCUGAGACUGAGUUUCACAUGGACGCGAUUGUCAAUACCACAUUCGAUAUGUUUACUGCUGGAACACUAACUGUUAGCACAACACUGCGUUAUGGACUGACAAUUCUCCUCAAGCAUCCUGAUAUUGAAGAACGUAUCCACCAAGAGAUUGACCAAGUCAUUGGAAGGAACAGGGCCCCAAGCAUAGAAGAUCGAUCUCGUAUGCCCUACACGGAUGCUGUAAUCCAUGAAAUUCAAAGAUUUAUUGACCUGAUACCAUUAGGACUCCCACACAAAGUAACACGUGACCUAAAGUUUAGAGAUUUUUUUAUUCCAAAGGGUACAACUGUCUUCCCAAUGCUCAGUUCUGUUCUACAAGAUCCAAAGCAGUUUAAAUACCCACACCAAUUUUAUCCAGGCCAUUUCUUGGAUGAUAAAGGGAAAUUUUGUCAGAACAAUGGAUUCAUGCCAUUCUCUUCAGGAAAACGAAUCUGUCUCGGUGAAGGUCUUGCAAAAAUGGAGCUCUUCCUGUUUUUCACCACCAUUUUACAGAACUUCAGCCUCCGGUCACCUGUGAACAUUAAAGAAAUAGACUUAACACCAUUAACAAGUGGAUUUGGAAAUUUUCCUCGUUAUUACCAGCUGGCCUUCAUCCCACGCUGAUUAAUUUAAAUCUUACUGUUUUUAUUAAAUUUAUUUCUACUUUUCACAUUUACAAGAAUGAAACAUCGCAAGAUUAGUAGCUAAAUAUUAUUUGCCAUCAGCUUCAAUAAUGUCUCUUAUAAAUGAUAAAAACUGUUGACAUUUUAGAGAAAACAAGUAAAAGCAUUUUAACAGUAAUAUUGCUGAUAAUUUUCUUU